Postia placenta MAD-698-R-SB12 is the source of this 1050-nucleotide messenger RNA. RefSeq lists its product as hypothetical. Bases 1 to 1050 code for a protein of 349 amino acids. Gene Ontology annotation, molecular function: protein binding. The transcript has 2 exons. The record is from RefSeq and is a predicted model, not a curated record. NCBI's taxonomy places the organism in Eukaryota, Fungi, Basidiomycota, Agaricomycetes, Polyporales, Adustoporiaceae.
AUGAGCGAACCUCUUCGUAACAAGCGACCUCGGGUGGAUUCCAACGAUGGGGCCUUCGUCAACCACCCAUCUCUGUACUUCGAGGAUGGCAAUGUAAUCCUGAGUUGCGGUAGCACAUUAUUCCGUGUGCAUCGUUCAUUGCUUUCGAAGCACUCUCCUGUCUUUCGAGACUUGCUGGAAGACAAAGAAGAUCAGAAGCAACAUUACCUGCGAGAAUGCAUCCACGUCGCUUUGAGCGACACCGGAGAAGAAAUGGAGGCUCUGCUGAACGUCAUAUACGACGGCCUGCGUUUCGAUCUGCUGCGCCUCACAGUGGACACAUUCCCAACGCUUGCGAAUGUCUUUCGUAUGAGCACGAAGUACAGGAUUGGUCGCCCUCGUGAGGAGAUUAUCCAGCGUAUUAAGCGUGAUUGGCCUUCGGACCUCGCUAUGCACGACGUCAAAUUUGAGGUGCUACGCCGCGAAUUGAUGCAACAAUCCGCGUUCCUCACACAAGCCGGGAGAAUCGUCGCAAAUCCCCAAUAUAAUACAGCCAUAAUGCAGAACGAGAACGGCGUCAUCCGCCCGGCGUCUGUCAUCGCGCUUCUCCGACAAGGCGGAUGCAACACACCUGAGAUACUGGCCCCGCUUUUCUACGCGCUCAGCUGCGAUACCUGGCAGUUCGGAGGGCCAGCAGUAGGUCACCAUGUAGCCCCGCUCGCCCAUGAUGAUAUCGAGCGCUUCAUCGCCGGAUUAGAACGUUUGCGCAGCGCUCACGCAUCUGCUGCUAGUCACUGCAGCUUGAUGCUCACGCCCUCGCACGCAGAGUCAUGCCUGCCCGGUGUGCGUCGAUACUGGAGCGAUCUUGCUGGAGCGAUGUUGAGGCGAACCGGGCGACGUCGCCAGCCCAUUGAGGAAUGGAGGGACGCGGCAAUCCUCGCCAGUCAACCGGGCUACUUCUCGCCGUACGCUGUCUGUGGUGGAUGUGUUAGGUCGCUCAUCGCUGGGAUGUUCGAGAUCCGUGGGCGUCUCUGGGUCCAGCUCCCCCAUUUCUUCGAGUUGGUCCAAUAA